This is a messenger RNA of Diorhabda sublineata, 3357 nucleotides long. RefSeq names its product peptidyl-alpha-hydroxyglycine alpha-amidating lyase 2-like. The coding region runs from base 209 to 1300 and encodes 363 amino acids. The transcript is spliced from 7 exons. Lineage: Eukaryota; Metazoa; Arthropoda; Insecta; Coleoptera; Chrysomelidae. The record is from RefSeq and is a predicted model, not a curated record. Gene Ontology annotation, cellular component: extracellular region; membrane. Gene Ontology annotation, molecular function: catalytic activity; protein binding. Gene Ontology annotation, biological process: peptide metabolic process.
UAGUUUAAUUCAUGUUUUAAUAAAUUCCAAAUUAACUGAAAACUUCCGAUACGACUGGGUGCUGAGAAUUUUUCGUUAAUGUUAUAUUAGAGGUACAUCAAGCAUUAACGAGAAAUAUACCGUUAUACGAAAUCAACUGACCUCAACAAUCUCCUGGUAGACAGUACACCUUUAGAGUGUAUAGAAAUAUGGUGCGACCGGUACUACGAUGAAAAUAAAAGCGAAUUAUGUCGUGGCAGUGGUUACUUUAUCAUUUUUUUUCUCAAUUAUAAUAAUUGUUAGUGUGGUUGAAUCAACAAAAAACGAUGAACCACAAAAUGAGAAACAAGAACCAACCGUCGAUAUUUCUGAGAAACCUGAUAUACCGAAAGAGGUGAAAAAUUGGCCGGAGCAGCCUUUAAAACUAGGGCAAGUUUCUGGUGUAUCUGUCAAUUCGGCCUUGCAACCUGUUAUCUUUCAUAGAGGAGACCGAGUAUGGGAUCGAUUCUCUUUCAACGAAACACAUCACUUCCAGCUGGCUUAUCUGGGACCAAUAAAAGAGCAUACAGUUCUUACGCUCGAUCCCCAAACAGGGAAAAUAUUGGGAAAAUGGGGAGCAGAUUUCUUUUAUAUGCCACAUGGAUUAACAAUUGAUAGACACGAUAAUCUUUGGUUAACAGACGUUGCGUUGCAUCAAGUAUUCAAGUUCAAGCCCGGUGAGCUUCAGCCGUCACAAACCUUUGGUCAAAGAUUCGAACCAGGAUCUGAUAAAAACCACUUUUGCAAACCAACUUCAACAGCUAUUGCUUUCACUGGUGAGAUUUUCAUCGCCGAUGGUUAUUGCAACACAAGGAUACUUAAAUAUAACGCAGCUGGAAGUUUACUCAGAAUAUUUCCCACAGCUCCAGAUGUUUUGUCGUUACAAGUACCUCACGGAUUAGCGUUAAUUGAGUCUCAGGACAGGAUUUGUGUAGCCGAUAGAGAAAAUAUGAGAGUUGUUUGUCCUAGAGCAGGAUUAUACUCGUUACAAGGGAAAAAAGAACCACCCCUUACAAUUACUUUACCAGAUAUGGGACGUGUGUUUGGAAUUGCAGCUAGAGGCAAGUUUAUUUACGCUGUGAAUGGACCAACGCCUGCUCUUACCGUCCAGGGUAUGACCAUCAACCCACAGACAGAAUCCGUCAUCGAUCAUUGGGCGCCAAAAGAGGAAACAUUUGGAAAUCCUCAUGAUAUUGCAGUAUGUCCGAAUGGAUCAGCCCUUUAUAUAGUCGAAAUCGGACCAAAUCGAGUUUGGAAAUUUGAUUUAGUCCACCCAAAAUAAUAAUGAGAACGUUUCAUUAGACUCCAGAAAUAACAUUUAAAAUAGUGUAUAAAAGCUUCCUCUUUUUAGGUGCAUGAAAAUAGCAUUGGACAUUUGAUUCGUAGACAUAAAUAAUGUCUUUUGACGAAGCUUAUUCGUUAUAAUCACCGAAUAUGUUUAAAAAAAUUUUAAAAAAGUGUGCAUAUCAAUCUCAUUUGUAGAAAGCGUUUUUCAAAAUAAUGUAUUAUAAAUAUUUAGAUAUUUCAUCAAUAACUUUAUUUUCUGACAAAACUUUUGAUGAAAUUCAAAUAAUAGUCCGGCAACAACAACAAAAUCUCUUAGUGAAGUAAUUAUUUUAAUCAGUUUGUCAUGACCGGUAAUUUUAAAUGAAAAAAUUUUCUUGAAGUGGUAGAAAAUUGAUUGUAUAGUUCUGAGAAUCAAAAACAGCACGAACUUUAGACUGGUAGGUAUUAUGCAAAGUUCACUUUGAAAGAAAAUCUACAGAUAUGGUAUCUUGUAACUUUUUAUCUUUUAUUCAAAAAAGAAAUCAAACUUUCAUGUAGUAGUUUUUUCCUAAUUAUUAUAUCCUCUAAGUGCUCCAUGAGCUCCAUUUUCAUUAAUUUAGAGAGAAGAAACAACAACUAAUUAUACAUUUCGACGAUCUAACCAGAUCGUCUUCCAAGAGACAUCAUUUUUGAACUGGAGAUAUCUCCUUUUGGUUAUUUCCUAGAAGAUAUGAAAAUUGAUCGAUAAAGGCGGCCAGAUAUAUUUAUUACUUUUAUCAAAUUAUGUAACAAUUACUCAAUAAGUCCUGUUACUAACUAAAAAAAACUGUUUAUUGCCAAAAAUCGAUUUUAUUCAUCAAUGUAAUCACCUUCAAGAGAAAUACAAUCAUUCCAAGCCUUCUCUAACUUCUCGAUGCGGUGAUUGUAGAUGGAUGUAUCUUAUGUAGCAGGCUUCAGUUUCAGCAACCGCUUCUUCAUUUGAACUAAUUUAAGAGCAUUUUUUUGAGUUCAGAAAAUAGCCAGUAGUCACUGGGGACCAUAUCUGAACUAUACGAUGGAUGACGAAGCAAUUCAACCAUCGUUACCAUCGACCUCUGUGUAGUACUCUUUAUUGAUUGUCUCUCCUUUCUAGACAUAGUCAAUGAACAAUAUUCCAUGCCUAUCCCAAAAUACUCAAGCCAAAACCUACACUUUUGAAGCCAUUGCUGAGCUUGUACAGUAUUUUUUUAUCAAAAAGCAAUGAUAAAACACAUUAAAUUAUUUUGAAUUCAUUGUUCUGAAAAUAACAAAAGUAGUUUCACUUAAAUGGCUGUCAGUUUUUAUGACUAAUCGAAAUGUCAUAAAAUUUUCAUAAACGUCAUAUAAAUUUGACAAUGGCAGCGACAUCUGUAUGUUCGACAUGUGAUAAAGAAAAACUUUUCAUCUUCGGAUUAGGCACAUUUAUUGAGAAAAAGGUGACAAAAUUAUGUAUGUUUGAAAAAAAAUCUAAGAAAUUAAUAAAAUUAUACUUUUAUCAAAAAAAUACACACACACUCUGCUGCUUGAAGAGUUUUCGCUAAUUUCAUAUGAUUUUGCAGAUAAAAUAAGUGCAAUUCAACGUAAGGAAUUCAAUUUUUUUUGUUCCUUUCCUGAUGCCUGCUAGUAGUGGAUUUAAAGUUAAGAAUAGACGAUUAAAAAUGUCUCUUGCAGUUUUUUCUUUAUAUAAAUAUUUCAAUGUUUAAGUGCAUUCAACGAAUUUCCAAAUUUAUUAACCAAGCAAAAAUUGCAUAUUUAUUUAUUGCAAACCGUUUUAUGGAACAAUUACAUGAAGAACUUCUUACUUCAAAGUACCAGUGAUUAAAACAAAAAUUACUGAAGAUUUUGUUCAAGUUGAUACACUUUCCAGUCCUUAUUUACUGGACUAUAAUGUAACUCCCGUACUAUAGGGUAUUAUGGAAAUAUGACAUGGGUAAAUAAUUAGGUAAAUUAAAAUUAUCCGGAAAAUUUAAGUUAUGUAAUUCAAUUCAAUAUUAUGAACUAUCCAUACUAGAAAAUAAUGUUUAUGUAGACAAUAAAAUCAUAUAUACUACUCAG